UCUUCAUCUCACAUGAAAAGCGGUUGGUGCACCAUAACGGUAACUUGCGGUGCAUUUCUCUCUCUCUCUUUCUCUCCCAUUUGCAUUUCCUCCACUCCACCUUCACUCACUCUAACGCAACACUUUCUUCUGCUCUUCAAGUCAGGUCUUUUUUGGGUGUCAUAAAUGUAAAAAGAAAUGGCCAAGGUUUAUGAAGAGCUUGACGAAGCAAAAGCAGAAAUUGAGGAACUAAAGGCAGAACUAAGAGCCAAGACAGAUUCAUUUGAGAACUUGAAGAAAUCUUAUAAUGCACAGGUCAAUCAGAUACAGGAAGCAAAGUCCAAAGCUGAGAGGCAGGAUCAAAAACUUUUUCAACAGGCAUAUGAAAUCUCUGAGACAAAGUCAGUUUGUGAAGAUCUCAAAGAGGAUUUGAAUAAAAAGGAGUCCAUCAUCAAGCAUCUCAGUGCUGCAAAUGAUAAACUUCGAGUGGAUUGCAAUGACAAGUUCAAAAGGUGGGAAGAAGAAAAAAGAGGGUUGGUGUUGGCCUUAGAGGAGGCAAAUGAGAAGUCACAGAACCAGGAACAACAGAAUUAUCUGUACAAACAAGAGAUUGAAAGACUGAAAGGUUGUCUUUCAGUUUCAAAGGAGAAGUGUUUCGAAACAGAGAAAAAAAUUAAAGUAUCCAAAGAACUGAGAGAAAGAGAUGACUUGUUCCAGAAGUUAGAGGAGGAAAGCAGAAGGGUUGAAGAACAAUUAAAAUGGAAGAAGGAACAGUUUAACCAUUUAGAAGAAGCAUAUGAAAAACUUAGAGACCAGUUUAAGUCUAGCAAGAAGGAGUGGGAGAUGGAAAAAUCUACAUUGCUUGACGAGAUUUCUUCACUUCAGACUAAGUUAGACUCUCAGAUCAGAAUAUCAGAGGAUUUACAACAUCAGCUACAGUCUUGCCACCAAGCUCUUGCUCAUGUAGAAAGCCAGAAAAAGCGCCUGGAAGUUGAAGUUUCAAAUCUUAAGGUGGAGCUUGAUAAUGCUAGUAAUGAGUACCAGGAUGCUAGGUUACAGCUAGAUUGCUUAAACACUGACCGUGACAAAGAUAUUGCAGAUCUGAGAUAUUUGCUAAAAACGAAAGAGGCAUAUCAUAAAGAAUCAAAGUACAGGAUUGAGAAGCUAGAGCAAGAAAAUCAAGAGCUGCGGACGUCCCUCAAAGAACUCCAGGAAGCUCAAAUUCAAGAAGCUGGAGCUUCAUAUUCACAAUCAAAGUUGCGGUCCAAGCUCAGAAAUUUGGAACAAACUCAUAAAGAGUGUGCCUCUACUUUAAAGGCUAAAGAAGCUGAAUGGAGCUUUAAGCUAAAACAGUUAACAGAAGACCUGAAUAUAUGUCAGUCUGAGUUGGAAACUAAAAUUGAAGCAGUGGAAGAUCUCCAGAUGGAGUUAGAAAGGUCUCAUACUUUAGCCAUUGAGAUGAAGUUAUUGAAUGAGGAGAUGUCUGUGAUGCUGCUAGUGUUGAAACAGGGAAUUUCUGAUGCUCAAUUGAAACUUGCCUGCUGCAAAGAUGAGAUGGACCUUAUCAGCAAAGCAAGAGAAGAUAAGAUCUUCCAACUGAUGAAGCAGUUGAAGAUGAAAGAUACUGCUUUGAUCAGUGCCCAGAAAAGCAUAAAUGAACAACUUGAGAUAGCAGCAUGUUUGAUGAGGCAGGUUGAGUCUUAUGGAUCCAACAAUGAACUGCAGCAUUCACUGCAAAAAGAACUUGACAGAAACAAGGAAAUACUGGAGGAAUCAACUAUGAGUCAGAUGAUCCUCAAAGAGAAGGUUUUGCAGAUGGAAUGUGACUAUAAAGAACAGCUUAAAGAAAUUCACGAUGCUUUAGACUGUGCAAUCAUUGAAUUGGAUGAGACAAUAUGUGAAAGAAAUGAAAUGGAAUUUGAGUUGCAAAUCUGGAAGUCAACUGUUGAGCGCUUGAAGAAUAAUAUUGAAGAAAAUCUUGUGGUGCGUAGAGAACUGGAAACUUCACUUCUGGCACAAGUAGAUGUUUGUGAAAGACUCAAGCAAGAAAAAAAUAUCUUGGUAUUUAAGUUGGAAGAGAAAGAGAGAACCCUAGAUUAUCUGCAGCAAGAUGUUGUGCUAUUGGAACAUGAGCCAAGAACAAGGGGAGAAUCAGCAGUGUCCUCUGAGUCUGAUAAUGUCAGAUAUCUCCGGAUCAUAGCAGAGAAGGACAAGACUCUUGAAGAGCUCCAGAAAGAGGUUGUGUGGCUGGAACAAGAAAUAUUUAGAAGAGAAUUUGAAAGUGCUGUGAUUGAGAAAGGCACAGUGGAGAGAACCUUUGAGCAUGAGAAAGAUAAUCUUAUCCAGCUUGUAAAAGGAAAAGGCAAGAGAAUGGAUGAACUCAUGCUGCAGGUGACUUCGCUGGAGCAGCAAUUCACUAACUCGUUGACUAGCCUUUCUUCACAGCUUGUUGAGAAACAGGCUGAAAUUAACCUCAUCCGUGAAGCUUGUGACAAGAUCACAGCAUCUCAGAUUCUAGCUGCACUUGAAAUUGAGGAGAAGAAGUUGAUGGUAGUGGAACUUGAGGAUGAUAUUCAAGCUAUACAGCAGAAAGUGAAACUGCAGGAGGAAAAAUGGAGCCAAUCAGAGCAACUUGCAUUGGAUACUGAAGUAGAAUUGGGUGCAAAACAGUCAAAGGUAAUGGAGUUGAAUGAUCAAAUGGAGACUAAUCUAAGAAAAUCAGAUGCUUUGGUUCAGAAACUCAAGAUGGAGAAUAGAAAUUUACUUGAAAAUGCCACCAGACUGUCAUCGGAAAGGGAAAACAUGUUGGCUUUUGUUCAGGGAUUCAGUGAUAAAAUCUGUGAGUUCUCCACUGCAGACACUCUACUAAUGGACAAGCUGAAAAGCAUGGUACUGUCUUUUGAGAAUGGUUAUCCAGUAAUGACUUUGAAAAAGGAUGCUAGUUUCAUUGUAAAAGAGAAUAUGUUAAUUCAGUCUCCCACGAGGAUAAGGAAACUUGAAGCCAAUUCUGAUAAAAGAUCACCAUUCAAGGAGCUAAAUUUGUUAGAAGAAUAGGAUGUGUGCAGUCUUGUAUUUUCGGCAAAAAGGUCAUGCAGUUUGAAACAUGACCAUAUUCUUUGGAUUGUAUAUGCCAUUUAUUUAUUUCUUGAGUUCGGUCCUAUGUAUACACUUUUUUUUUGGUGUCAAUGCAGCUGUUCCACGAAUAUUCCCUCGGUUA
This is a messenger RNA of Cajanus cajan (pigeon pea), 3196 nucleotides long. Its product is annotated as basic helix loop helix (bHLH) DNA-binding superfamily protein. The record is from RefSeq and is a predicted model, not a curated record. Lineage: Eukaryota; Viridiplantae; Streptophyta; Magnoliopsida; Fabales; Fabaceae.